AGCCCGACAUCUCAAGUCAACGUGAUGAAAGAAAUAAGAAUGAGGACUUGCUUGUAUUUGGCUAUGCCUGUAAAUUAUUUCGAGACAAUGAGAAGGCUAGAGAUGUCGAUAAAGGCAAGCUUCUUAUUCCAUGGAUGGGCGAUGAAAGGCUGAUGAUUGACAGGUCUGUGAUCCCUGCGAGUCACACUUUUCAAGGUUUCGAUUCGUAUUUCAAUUCGCGGUGCAAUUCUCGCGUAACAUCACUGUUUUGUGUUUCAGCUUCUGGUUUCUAUGUCACCUGGAUAUGUCAGAUGUUAUAACGAUUACGAGCUGUUGUCGAACCAACUUAAUCACAUAAUUAUAUUAGUUUAUUAGUUUUCGAACCAGACGUAAAGAACUUGUCACCACUUUGUGUGAGAUCAAAGUCAAAGCACUCAAAGUGUGGUGGACAGAUCAUAGUCGUCAUGACAGGAUGCAUGAAUGACAGUCAAAUCAAUUGUAGAUUUAUACUUUUACUGUCAUUUGCUUUUAUUUUGACAUGGUGAAAUAUCUAGAUCUAGUGCAGUGCUUUGUUUUCAAACACCAGGCAGCAUCUAUAGACUGCAUGGCAUUUAUGAGAUAAAUGACUUUGACUCUUGAAUCUGACAAUUGUUGAUGAGUGAUGUUACUCUAAAUUAAAUUGUCAAACGUUUACCAGCUCAGCGCCUGAUCUUAUCUGUAUAAGAUUCUCUAUGUCAUGGAGCUGGAGAUUAAGUCGUUGAAAGUGAAAAGUAACAGGCAUGAUGUACAUCACAUGAUGACACUAAUUGUUGGUCCAGUUGAUGGAUCCUGACCCCAGGAGGAACACACAGAGAAUCACACACGUACUGACACGGCUGUGCGAACCGAGGAACAAGAUUACCACACAAUACUUUUUGUGGUGCCGUCAGCUUCUAAGAACUUCAUCACCCUCAAUCAAUGCCUCAGCCAUCCAGUGACAUGACAUUGGACAGAUUUUGUUUGUGCUGUUUAUGACGUCGUAUGUUUCAGGAUUAUUGAUGUGAAAUGUUGGCAUGUGGAGGAAAUGCUUUACUUUCAGGUGAAAGUGAUGGGCCAAGAUGAAGUAGAACUAGCAUGGCAAGGAUGGAUAUGACGGGCGGGGCCACCUGUACGACCUGGCCUCCCAUGACGCCGACAGUGUGGACAGGACCGUCCAGCUCUCGGAGGAGGAGGAAGCCAUCGAGAAGGCGUGCGAGGAGGAGCGCUAUCUGGAGCUCAACACCGAUGUACAGGAGGCAGCCAUGUAUGAAGAGGAAGAGUGGAAACGUUACUACCUGUCUCUACAAGAAGGCUACCAGGCUGUGGGAUUCAGCUACGAGCAGCCGUACGGGUACGAAGCUCAGGACGACGCUACCCUGAAAGCUGCUACCAAGGAGGAGGAUGAGCCUUUUGUCGUCCCCAAAGAGUUGUGCGUCCCUCCAGAAAUGACAGUGCCAUGUUGUAAAAAAGAAAAUGCGCGGAUCGAGAAGACGGCGACUUUCAUCGCGAGACAAGGCAUUCAGAUGGAGAUCAUGCUGAAGACGAAGCAGGCCGGCAACAGCCAGUUUGACUUCCUGUCGUUUGAGAAGGCGCUGAACCCGUACUACAAGCACAUGGUGGCCAUGAUCAAGUCGGGGAAGUACAGACCGCAUCAGGAGGAGGAGGAGGAGAAGCAGGAGGAUGAGCACGAGGGUCACGGCUACCUGCAUCCAUCUCUGUCAUCCACCACGCAGCUGCCGCCCCCUCCACCACCGCCGUGGAAGCCGAUUGAGCUGCCCAAAGUCUCCAUCCACGACACGCCGUACGGCGCUUUGAUCAAGUCGAUUCGGGGUAACUCAGAGCCAGCCAAAGCCUCCACAGCACCGGCCGUUACCCCGCCCCCUCCCUCCGAGGUGGUGCCACCGGCCGCCUCCUCCUACCCAGAGCCCCAGACCUCAUACCACCCGGGCAACCCCCCUCCCCCCGGCACCGAACCCGUCUCCCUCCCCAUCGUACGCUCUCUCAACGGGCAGGAGUUGGUGGAACAGCUGUACGGCCAGCCUCUCCCGCCAGGCACAGAGCCCAGCGCAGCUGGCGACCCAUCGGUGGAGACCCCGCCGCGGAGGAAGGACAGGAAGCGGAGGUCGUCCAGCUCGGAUAGCUCUUCUUCGUCGUCGUCUUCAUCUUCGUCAUCGCGGAGUCGAGACUCGCGCUCCCACAGGAGGAGGAGAGAUCGCAGAAAAUCACCAAAAGCGAAGGAAAAGCAAGCUGUUCUGCGACCGGAAGGACCUAAUCCAAUAGCCCCGCCCCCUCCCGACGUGCAGCCAAUCAUCGACCACAUGGCCAUGUACGUGGCAAAGAAUGGGGAGGAGUUUGAGAUGGUUGUGAAGAGCCGCAAAGACCUGCGCUUCCAGUUCCUGAAUGAGUAUCACGCUUACUUCCCCUACUACAGCAUCAUGAAGGAAAGCUAUUUACGGGAGUUCAAGAGUCUGCUCCCCCAGCCUGAGCCGGAGGACAAGGGAGACGACAAGUCCGACUCCCCGGCCAGCCAGCAGCGCAGCGUCAGCUUCUCCAUCCGCGCACGCUCCAGGGAGCAGGAGAACAGCGGCAGUUCCAAGGUCAAGGCCGCCAAGUCCAAGACCACGCUGUUCCAGUACGACAGCAGCGACGAGGAAGGGAAGCAGCAGCAGACGGAGACACGGUCAGAGGCCUCGUCGCGCGCAGCCACGCCGCCCGUCAGUGUGUCCGCCAGUGUGUCGGGAGACGAGGACUCCAACAAAGAGAUGGAGGAGAAGCUGAAGGACAAGCUGGCAAGUGCCAUGAAGGAGCGCCUGUCCCAGAGCCACCGGGAGAAACAGCUGCAGGCCGAGAGGAAGAAGAAGGCGGCCAUGUUUCUCAACCUCCUCCGAGCCAAUCAGCCAGCAGAGUCAGCCGCCCCCGCAGGGUCAACGGAAGAGCAGGAGGCUCUGUAUGUGGGUGAAGGCGGCCCGGCCCCCGUGGUGUUUGAGUACAACAACCAGCCGCUGCCCCAGAAAGUGGACAGCAGUCGCUCGGAGAGGUCAAGGUCACCACGCGAGCGGAAGCGAAGACGACGCUCACCAACGCCCCCUAGCGCUUACAGCCUGGAUAGAAGGUCCCCGCACAGACCCAGCCCCCCGCGGUGGAGCGGUCAGGGCAGCCAGUGGUCAGCCUCGCACGACCGAGCGCCUACCUGGCAGAGAGGGAGGAACCGAGACCUGGGCAAGAGGUCGCGCUCAAGGUCGCCCAGGAAGGAGGAGAAGAAGAAGAAGCACAAGAGGUCAAAGUCCAGGUCACCAGUGAGGAAAUCCAAGGACAAAUCUCGCCACUCUAAGCACAAAUCCAAGGACAAAGACAAGGAAAAGAAGAAGAAAGAAAAAUCUCACCGUCGGAGUCGAGAGAAGGAGUCGGAGAAACCCGCUGCCCCAAAGACCAAUGGGAGAGGCCACGCGGAGACCACCAGUGACGGUAGCGACGUGGAGAUUGUGGAGCCCACGCCCCCCGCUCCCCCGCGGGCCAUCAGUGUGGACACAGACAACAGUAACCCCGCCUUCCCGUCUGUCACGGAGAGCAGCAACUCCGCCUUUCCUUCCGUUGCGGAGGGUGGCAACCCUGCCUUCUCGUCUGUCGCAGACGGCAGUUACCCUGCCUUCUCGUCUGUCGCAGACGGCAGUUACCCCGCCUUCCCGUCUGUCGCGGAGAACAGUAAUCACGCCUUCCCGUCGGUCACAGAUCUAAGUGACAUCCCAGUUCCCAGCGGUCGUCAUUCCAAAUCUCUGCUUCACAGUGAAAGGGCGGAUGACCGGCUGACCAACUCGUCCACUAGUCAGUGUAACUCUCCAGCCCCACACAGCGACACACGGGGCAGCACGGCCAGCCGUUCCGUCGGAGAGGGGACAAGCAGCGCCGCAUCCUCCACGGACCUGAUGAGCAAAGUGCGUGCCAUGCUGAAGCGAAGUCGAGAGAUGGUGUUGAAGGAAGACAGGAUGUUGCUGGAGGACACGUAGCCCUCUCUGGUGUCGUGAGAUUGUACAUAAUCUUGUAUGAUGUCGUCGAGGCUUAGUUGACAUUUUCUCAGGCUGAAGUGUCGGUGACUUUGGGAGAAAGGUGCAGUGGGAGGUACCGGUACUCCCUUCUCUGCUGGUUGUAGUUCAAGGUCACGUGGAAACAUCUGCCGGCUAGAGAAGGCCAGAGCUCCAACCUUGGGUCUCCGCGAGGGAAGAAGUGCAUUUAUUUAAUAGAUGACCCUCUGGGGAAAGGGAAACUUGAAAUGAUCAUGACAGUAGUGGGUGAUUUGUUUAGUCGUGACCCCAGUGCUUUCUUGUCCUAUCUCAGUUUUUAAUAAGGUGAAAACAGUUCACAACAAAGAGUGAGCUUAAGAAGAUGUGACAUCUUCACUUUUUUUAAAAAUUGGAGAUACGACAAGAAAGCGCUGAGAUGGCGUAGUGCUGGGUUACAAACAAUGUCAAGAUGUCCAAAGUCGGAGCACACAUGAUACACAAACUUGUGCGUCGUGCUCCGUGUGAGUGGGGUGUGAGGGGAGC
Aplysia californica (California sea hare) is the source of this 4538-nucleotide messenger RNA. Its product is annotated as splicing factor, suppressor of white-apricot homolog. Gene Ontology annotation, biological process: mRNA 5'-splice site recognition; RNA processing. Gene Ontology annotation, molecular function: RNA binding. The coding region runs from base 1260 to 4001 and encodes 913 amino acids. The transcript has 17 exons. The record is from RefSeq and is a predicted model, not a curated record. Lineage: Eukaryota; Metazoa; Mollusca; Gastropoda; Aplysiida; Aplysiidae.